Messenger RNA from Miscanthus lutarioriparius, 516 nucleotides. Lineage: Eukaryota; Viridiplantae; Streptophyta; Magnoliopsida; Poales; Poaceae. The record is from the annotation of a GenBank genome assembly.
AUGAAGCGCCGCCAUCUCCCGCCGGUCCUCCUCCUCCUCCUCACGCUCUCACUCCUCUCCCUCUCCUUCCGCCGCCACAUGUUUCUCCCCCGAGGCCCAUCCCCGUACGCCGCCGCCGCGCUCCUCCGCUGGCUCGCCACCACCGACGUCGACGGGGACCAGGUUGUGGCCGAGGCGGCCGCGCUCUUCGCCAACGCCUCGGUAUCCUCUUUCCCCAGCCUCGGCAACCACCACCGCAUCCUCUACCUCCGCCUCCCUUACCACAGCAACACCACCUCCGCCCCGCGGCAGCGGGUCGUCUCCCGCCUCCGCGUCCCCUUCGACACGCUCCCCAGCGACGAGUCCCUCCUCGCCGCCUUCCGCGCCUCCCUCCUCGCGCACCGUCACCGUCGGGGCGGCGAUGUCGCCGGCAUCAUGGGCGAACUCACUGGCCAACUCGGCCGCCCAUGGCGCUUCCCCACCUGCGCCGUCGUAGGGAACAGCGGCAUCCUCCUCGGCUUCGGCCGGGGCACGUAG